CGGGCGCCAUGGGGGCGGCGGGGACCGCCCUCCUGCUGCUCGGCCUGGGCGGCCUCCUCGCCGCCCCCGACGACUGGGGCUUCUCCUCCUCCGAGGUGGUCAUCCCCCGGAGGCUGACCCCCCGCGGCGGGGAGGCCGAGGAGCCCGGCCGGCUGUCCUACCUGCUGCCCCUCGAGGGCCGGAGGCACGUGCUGCACCUGCGGCCCAAGAAGCUGCUGCUGCCCCGCCGCCUGCCCGUCUUCACCUUCACGGCCCGGGGGGAGCUGCUGGAGGAGCACCCCUACGUGCCCCACGGCUGCUACUACCGCGGGGCCGUGGAGGGCGCCCCGGACUCCCUGGCCACCUUCAGCACCUGCUUCGGGGGGCUGUGGGGGAUGCUGCAGCUGCAAGGCCGCCUCUACCAGGUGGAGCCCCUGCCGGCCUCCGCCACCUUCGAGCACCGGGUGUCCCGGCUGGUCGAACGGCCGCCGGGCAACCUGACCUGCGGCCUCACCGACGAGGAGAUCACCCGCCAGGCGGCCCAGUUCCGGCCGCCGGCCUCUUUCCGGCGGGUCGACUGGCACGACGCCUACAUACACCCCAAGUAUCUGGAGCUGGCCGUGGUGGUGGACAAUGGCAGGUACAGAUUCAGAGAAAAGAAUUUAUCCCAAAUCCUCCAGGACACAAUUACUCUGGUCAAUUUUGCUGACUCGCAGUUUCAAGAGAUGAAAGGUCACAUCUUUUUAAAAGCCAUGGAGGUCUGGACAGACCGUGACAGAGUGAAUGUUUCACAUCCAAAGUUACUUCCGAUCUUCUCGGAAUUUGUACCUUACCAGCAAAAUCACAUGUAUCCCCGUACCCAACACGAUCACGCACAUUUGUUUGUGUCGAAAACUUUUCCCGAUGCCUUAGGCUGGGCCUUUCGUGGCAGUGCCUGUGCUGAAAGACAGAUGGGGUCUGUAUCCGUUCUAAUAGGGAAGUCACUACUUGAUCCCGCGGAGUGGUUCACCCACGAAUUAGGGCAUGCGUGUGGCAUGAUCCACGAUACAGAACAUUGUAAGUGCGAUAAAUCAACAUGCAUCAUGGGGAUCAGUGGUUCCCAUAAUGGGGGUUUUAGUAAUUGCAGUUUUAACGAUUAUUUCUCCUACGUAAGCCGGUAUUCCUCCUGUCUCGAUAAUAUUCCAGAACAGUUCCUGAUAGAAGAGAAAUGUGGUAAUAAAAUGGUGGAAUUGGGAGAGGACUGUGACUGUGGAUCAGAGAGGGAGUGUGAGAAAGAUGCCUGUUGCCUGUCAAACUGCACAUUGAGCCCUGGGGCAGAGUGUGCUUCUGGGCUGUGCUGUGAAAGAUGCCAUUUUAUUCCAGCCAAAAAGGUCUGUAGGCCAAGGCAAAGUGAAUGCGAUCUCGACGAGUUCUGUAACGGGACCUCAAAUAUGUGCCCAGAAGAUGUGUACAAGCAGGAUGGGACCCCGUGUAGUGACAGCGACAUCUGUUACCAUGGUGGUUGUCAUUCCCACCUUCGGCAGUGCAGAGCCCUUUUCGGUAAAAACGCCGUGGAUGCUCCGUUACUGUGUUAUGAAGAGGUGAAUGGAUAUGUUGACCGUUUUGGGAACUGUGGGUUAGAGGGAAACCUUUACAAAAAAUGUUUGGUAGGUAGUAUGUUGUGUGGGAGAGUGCAGUGUGUCAAUGUGAAGGCCAUUCCUUCUAUGCCAGACCAUACGUCAGUCAUUCAGACUCAUGUGAAAGCCAACAAUACCAUGUGCUGGGGGACGGACUACCAUUCGUCAAUGCACACAAUGAGAAUCGCUGAUAUUGGGGAUGUCAAAGACGGCAGCUUCUGCGGCACUGGCUUGAUAUGCAUUAACAGGACUUGCCUCAACAUGUCUCUCCUCAAUUACGACUGUGAACCUCAAAAGUGUAACAAUCAAGGGGUAUGCAACAACAAGAGAAAUUGCCACUGUGAUUUUGGUUGGGCCCCUCCGUUCUGUGAUACUCCUGGGGACGGAGGGAGCAUUGACAGCGGCCCUCCAGGCAAAUCGGUUGUUGCAACGAUGUUUCAAGUUUGGUUGAUUUUUCUCCUCCGGAUCAUUCUUUUUCUUGCCUCCUGGAUCCCAGCCUCCAUGUAUAUAAAAGUUUGUAAAAAAUUGUCAUCAUCAAAAACAAACAGAAAGGGAAAAGAUGACCAAAACGUCCCUGGGAUCCCCAAAUCAGAGCUAAAGCAAAAUUUUAUAGUGCAUUAUCUAUGCAAGCUUCAAAGAUACUGCCAGAGGCCUUUUUGCUGAAAGCAAAGCUGUAGGGUGUAGGGUGAACAUUUUGAUUGAUUUUCAUUCUCAGAACUCUAUGGAGCCAAGUUCCAUGGCUUGGUCUAUUUUCAACUGGAGAAUAAAAUUCCAUUUUGAUUUAUAACUGAGUGAAAUUUUUAGAGCUUCUUAGUAGUUUGCCAUCACUCCCAAAUGUCAUAUGGGAGUGAGAUGAGGGGCUCCUGAGCCUGGGAUUAAAUUGUAAAAUCCCUGUUGGAGACAGAAACUUCUAGGGAUCCUUCAGACAGAUUGCAACUCUCUGCAUCUCUAAAGGUUGGGAAUAUUGUCAAGCAUUGAGGAACUAUGAAACAUAUGGGCUUUAUGAAAAUCUGUCCAUCAAAAAAACUUGACCACAAACUCUUGCAAAAGCAGAACAAAUUUGACUCUUAAUCCUUUUGAAUCCAGGGAUGAAUCAGGGGACUUUUCGGGGUGAAGCAAAUGAGAGCAAAUUUGGCAGGAGGACUUUGAGAUUUAAUGGAAAAACGUCUACUCAAGUAGGAAACAUCCAAAAGGGCUAUGAAAAGUACAGUGUUUCAAGGCAAAAGAAGAGAUGAAGGAGGAGAGAAGAUAAAAGUAAAGAGAAGGAAAUAAGGAAGGGAGAAGAGGAAAGAGAACAAGAAGGCAAAUGGAGUCAAGAAAAAUGCUGGGUUGGAAGAUUGAGAGGGGCAACAGGGAGAAGGAAGAAAACUGGUAGACUAGUGUUGCCAGCUCCUCCAUUCUAGAGGAAAAUCUGUGUGGGUCUGCGACAUCGUGUCGGGGUCAGCAUCCACAAUCACAACAUUAAAGCCUCAGGGAUUGGGAGCGCCCCGUGGAAACCCUUUUAGAGAAAAUCCAAGUGUGUCAAAUAAAAUGUUGUAGUAGAAUGA
Messenger RNA from Ornithorhynchus anatinus (platypus), 3142 nucleotides. RefSeq names its product disintegrin and metalloproteinase domain-containing protein 30-like. The coding region runs from base 9 to 2258 and encodes 749 amino acids. The record is from RefSeq and is a predicted model, not a curated record. The transcript has a single exon. Gene Ontology annotation, cellular component: plasma membrane; sperm head plasma membrane; external side of plasma membrane. NCBI's taxonomy places the organism in Eukaryota, Metazoa, Chordata, Mammalia, Monotremata, Ornithorhynchidae. Gene Ontology annotation, molecular function: metalloendopeptidase activity. Gene Ontology annotation, biological process: proteolysis; male gonad development.